CAGGGCGUGUGCGCAGGCGCGGGCUGGCGGCCGCCUCGGGGAGGUCUGGGCCUGAUGGUUGCUAGGGUGACAGAAAUACAAUAUGGCGGCGGGCUCCUAAUGCUCCGAGCGAGGGACCACCGUCGAGGUCCUAGCGGAGGACCCGCCUCAGGGAAGCGGAAGGCAGGGCGCCCCCUUUCUGUCCCUGGCAGGGUCUGCGAGGGGUUGUGCCCACGCCCGUGUCGGGAUGAAGAUGUCGAGCAGGUGAACAGUCUGCGGGAGAUCCAAGCUCUGCGGCGCCUGAACCCGCAUCCGAACAUCCUCACCCUGCACGAGGUGGUCUUUGACAGGAAAUCUGGUUCUCUUGCACUAAUAUGUGAACUUAUGGACAUGAAUAUUUAUGAGCUCAUACGAGACAGGGUAGGCGUCCUCGGUGACCCCAUUUCCUCUCCCCUUGACUGCCCAGGGAGAAGGCGCCCCCUCUCAGAGAAGAAGAUCAUGCGCUACAUGUACCAGCUGUGCAAGGCCCUUGACCACAUGCACAGAAACGGGGUGUUCCACAGAGACGUGAAGCCGGAAAACAUACUCAUAAAGCAGGACGUCCUGAAGCUCGGGGACUUCGGGUCGUGCCGCAGUGUCUACUCCAGGCCGCCGUACACCGAGUACAUCUCCACCCGCUGGUACCGGGCCCCUGAGUGCCUGCUCACCGACGGCUUCUAUACCUCCAAGAUGGACCUGUGGAGCGCAGGCUGCGUCUUCUACGAGAUCGCCAGCCUGCAGCCCCUCUUCCCUGGAGCAAGCGAACUGGACCAGAUCUCAAAAAUCCACGACGUCAUUGGCACACCUGCUCCGAAGACCCUGACCAAGUUCAAGCAGUCGAGAGGUAUGAGUUUUGAUUUUCCUUUUAAAAAGGGAUCAGGAAUUCCUCUCCUGACAGCCAAUUUAUCCCCGAAGUGCCUCUCCCUCCUGCACGCUAUGGUGUCGUAUGACCCGGACGAGCGCAUUGCUGCCCACCAGGCCCUGCAGCACCCCUACUUUGAGGAGCAGAGGGCAGCUGAGAGGCAGGCCCAGGCCAGCCGAAGCCACAUGACCUUCCCGGAGUACCUGAAGCCACUCGGCCACAAGUGGCGGGUCCCAGCGUGCAGCCAGCAGCGUGGACAGCACACUGCAGAGGGCAGAGCAGUGGACCCCGAGCCCCCCCAGGUGAGCCGAGACCCCAGCUCUUCCUCACGAGUCGUGAGUUGGCGUGGACUGCCCGAGGCCAUCCCAGUGCCGCCUGGCCAAGGCCUCUUGUCCUGGGCCCCCGCUGCUGGGCCAGUGACAGCUGUGGACGCAACUGGUGGAACUGUGCUUUAACACGGAGGCAGGAGAUAACUGGAGGGUCACAGGGCACUUCCUGCCAACCUCUGCCCAGCAUCUGUCUUCCUGAAUUACAUAUCUGAGUCAGAAAGCAACGCUCUUGCGAGUGCGUCCCCGGCGUCGCUGACCGCCGAGAUACAAAAGCAUCAGUGUCGGAGCAGUGCAGGAUGUUGCAGCAGCUGAGGACUUCCUGUGCCCGGAACAUUUUCUCUCUCACUGUGUCCUCAAGAGACCAAGUUAGAAACGGAAGCAGCAUCUCCGGGCGAGCGGCACCCAGCCUGGUGCCCGGCCCGGCCCAUGCACACUGCCCGGCCGGCCGGCCGCCCGCCGGCUCCGCGCAGCUCCUGGCUCCGUUGCCGUCGCUCCUGCAGUCCAGGCGCGCCCAGGAGGUGUCUGAGCCGCAGCGGGGUCGCUACACUACAGUGCCGCCCGGAGAACUGUCCUGGCUGGGGGAUGACAAUACGCCCUGCAAACAAAGCAGUUUCCAUUAAUCCAGCAACACCGGGGCAGGACGCCAGUCCCAGGCUGCGGCGGGGGUUUCCAGCGUCCUCCUGUCUGUCCACCCCCGGCCUGGGCCUUACUGCCGCGUGGGGCCGCCUGUGGGCCUCACCUCUGUCAAGGCGCAGGGCCGUGGGGCCGAGGAGCCUGGGUUCCUUGGGACUUCCCUGGGAGGUCAGAGCGCCCCCAGCUCUGCCUACAACCUCCCCGACCACCGCCCUGGGCACUGUCGCCCUGUCUAGUGGCACUUCCAGAGAAGCAUUUCUUGCCAGCGGCUCUUGGUUUCCUGUGGGAGGGGAAGCCCCAGUGCCAGUGGCCUCCAGCAGGCGCACAAAGGGACCGGGUCAGGACGGCGCCGCUGCUGUGGGGGCUUCGGGUGGGUGCGUAGCUGGACCACAAGCGCAACAUGGGCGGCCUGAGUCCUUCGGCCCGAGCGGCGCCAGUCACACUGUCUCAGGACAGCUGUGGGCAGCACUGCAGACGUCCAGCCCCAGACACAGACUGCGGCCCCGAGCGCUGCCGCAGCUCCAGGCGGACACCGCAGGCCUGCACUCAGGGUGACCACUGCAGUGCCCUCUGCCUCGCCUCAGCCUCUCUGGAGAGCUGGGAAGCAGCUGUCCCCUCCGCAUCUACAGGAGUCCGUCAGCUCCCCAAGGCAACAGUGCCUGCUCUGAUUCUGCCCUGCCCACGCAUGGCUGGACGAACGGACGCAGACUGGGCCAGAGCCUCGGGAUCCCAGCAACUCCGCAUGCCUCGAGGCGCCUCAGGAGCUGGGUCGGCCACCGUGGGAAGGUGACACCAGCCAAGAAGUCUGCAGGUUCCUGGUGGCACCGUCACCAACUUAAAAAACAGGAGGAAAUUACUUUAGUUUUUCACUUAGUUGAGGGGCCGGGGAUAUAGCUCAGUGGUACCGCACCUGCCUGGCAAGGGCAAGGUCCUGAGUUCAAUUCCCAGCACCAGAAAAAACAAAAACACCUAGCUGAAUAUAUCUUGAAUUACUCUGGCGCGUAA
Chinchilla lanigera (long-tailed chinchilla) is the source of this 2847-nucleotide messenger RNA. RefSeq names its product MOK protein kinase (gene Mok). Gene Ontology annotation, biological process: intracellular signal transduction; protein phosphorylation. NCBI's taxonomy places the organism in Eukaryota, Metazoa, Chordata, Mammalia, Rodentia, Chinchillidae. Gene Ontology annotation, molecular function: ATP binding; protein serine/threonine kinase activity. The record is from RefSeq and is a predicted model, not a curated record. Gene Ontology annotation, cellular component: nucleus; cytoplasm.